UACGGUCGUCUUUUGUCACUGGAUCAUGAGUGAUCAAUGAUCGCUGAUUGGUGGAGCCGAUAUGUAAAUCCAGCUGGAACACGCUCAUGCGAAUAUUCAUUUACGACUGUUGUUCAUGAUCGGGAAAAGCACGUGCUCGACGAGGUGUACUGAACAUGGCGGAGAUCUGGUAUGCGUUGUUAGUUCUUUCCUGUCUGAUUGUGUCUACCAUGGCAGUAACUGAAGAGGAGAUUGACGAAUUUCUUGAUAUCUGCAUCGAUUCCAAGUACCACAAACAAAAGCCCGGACCGGAGAGUGAUCUCUUCAACAAGACAUUUCAUUGCACCCCAUGGAAGAGCCAUGCUUGUUGCACGACGAAUACAACCGCCAACAUUCGAAAAGACGGAUCUCUGUCGCUGUACAACAUGCACUGGGAUCAGUGCGGCCAAAAAAUGUCUCCUCAGUGCCGUAGAUAUUUCGAGGUCGACACUUGUAUGUAUGAAUGCUCGCCAAACAUGAAACCAUGGAUCGUAGUGGACCCCCAUUCUAAGAAGACGCGCAAAGAACGCUUCCAAGACGUCCCCAUAUGCAGCAAGGACUGCGAUGCAUGGUUUAAUGCCUGCAAAGACGACCUAACCUGCUCUAAUAACUGGGGAGACUACAAAACGUGGAACUGGACGAGUGGCAUGUGUAAGCUGGAGUGCAAAACUUUUCAGCAAUAUUUUGGUAAUGCCACGAAAUUCUGCGAGAAACUUUUUAACUACUCGUGGAAGUACAGCAAAGGGGAAUUGGGCAGAGAUUGCAUGACACUUUGGCCGAAUGGUACCACAAAUUUCAACGCAAUGGUCGCUCGUAAACGAGCUAAAGAGAUGCUCUCAACGAGAUCUUCGGGAUCAAAGGUUGCCGUGGGAUUUUUUUCAGUUAUUUUACUGGCUGUGCUUGGUUAUCAUCCUUAAUUGUGUUGAAUGCGUGACGUUAUUCCUGAUUUUCUCUCACUUUUGCCAAUUUCGUAGCGAUAACGUGACUGCUAAAUUGUGUGCCUGCUAAUUUGGGCAUCAUUUUUUCUUUUCUUUUUUUUUAAUUAAUCAAUGUAAGUUUUGUUGACAGCAGUGUUACAUAAGAUGAAUUUGUAACCACUGUUCAGUGUCAUUCGAAUUAAGCAUAAACUCAAAAGGUGUUUAAAGGUAAUUAUUUCUGUGAUUUGGUUCACAGCUGUUGUGUUGUAAUUCAUUUAUUGACGAAAUGCUCUCAGUCGAAUUGUACAUUUAAUUCAAGGUAGUAAGCAUUCAGACUGCUGAUCAGUAAAGUUCUUUAAAUGAUUUUAGUGCAAUUUUGAGUGAACAAGCAUGAGUGAUUCUACAAAUCAUUUAUUCUAAUAUGCAUUGAUAGCGUUCUCUGCCCUUUGAACAACCGGAGCCUGGUGGACAGAGCUGAGUGACGAAAUGCUACGUCAAAGUUAUGCGGUCACCAAUGCAGGCUCAAGCGUGCAAGGUUUUAAAUUUUGUGACUUUCAUGGAAAAUAACAAGGGCUGGCCUAAAAACCAUUUUGUCAGUGUUACCAUGGAAGUGAUAAAUGUGAUAGAAGAAAAUUCAAUUUUGAAGAGCACAAAAUAUGCCACUGAGUUUGGCAUCACUUUUCAAAAGAAAAAUAAGUUUUUGUUGAUUGGGUUAAUCAACCCAUUAAGUCGUUGUGGAGACUAGCUGCUUAUCUCAAUAUGAGUUUCAUCAAAACAAUUGAAACAGAAUGGUUUCAACAAGAAAACAAAUCUACAACAAAAUUUGAAAGUGCUUGCCUGAGUAACUUCACUCAAACAAUUAUUUGCCUCAGGCUUAAUGAAUAUAAUUUGUUGAAUAAUUAACUAUGUCCACUUUGCCUUUGGUGAACAAUUGCUAAAUGUUCAAGAUGUUUUGUUGUUAAUAGCCCAGCCGCACUGUAGUGGGGGAAUGACAGGGAAGUGGGGGUAUGAAAAUCUCAAGCUUCCCAUACCCUGCUCUUCUGCCUCCUGCAAAUUCAACUUUGCUCCUCUAUUCUAUCGCAAAACACUAUGGGUGAGUGAUAAACCAAUGUUUAUAUGUUUGUGGAAUGCUCCUUCUAGUGAUCCCAAUGUCUUACUCAUCUCUUUUACCCAUCAUGCCUCAUGAUCACUAAGGCUUCUGAUCUUGUCCCCCAUCUUAUAUUUUUUCUUGGAUUGUAGAAAAUGCCCUCUGGGAUUUCAGAAAAGUAAGACACCUGGAACAGGCCAAUUAGAAGUGAAGAUGGAAAUAACUCACUCUAUCCCUACUCCCCCUCUUAUGUUGGGUAACUAGUAAUUAGUGAUAACACCAUUCCUUUGACACAGGAAAAUUAAUUAUUUCUGGUAUAUACAUGUAUAUAUAAUAAAAUAUUUAAACUAUUCAUUGCCAUAAA
This is a messenger RNA of Stylophora pistillata, 2386 nucleotides long. RefSeq names its product folate receptor beta-like. NCBI's taxonomy places the organism in Eukaryota, Metazoa, Cnidaria, Anthozoa, Scleractinia, Pocilloporidae. Gene Ontology annotation, cellular component: external side of plasma membrane. The record is from RefSeq and is a predicted model, not a curated record. Gene Ontology annotation, molecular function: signaling receptor activity.